CGGUAUAAGUCAGUGGUGCAGUAUACGCGUUUAGGAGUGACCAGUUUAUUGUUGCAUCUCGGUAUUUGCUUAGUGUUCGUUUAUAUUUAUACGCAGUUGCGUCUUUCGUUUGUAAUAUAUUCUCUAUUUCGCGCGUGAUUCGUUUAAAAAAAAAAACGGUAGAACUCAUUAAAAUGGGCCGUUCAAGAUCCAGGACGAAAUCUCCUAGCAGGCGGCGUCAUAAGAGUAAGCAUUCGAGGAAACGUUCAAAGUCACGAGAGAAACACUCGAAUAACAAGUACUCUGACAAACCAAAAGAACGCAGUUCGAAGUCAAGGAAACGAUCGCAUUCUGCGUCUUCUAGUUCAGGAUCAGAUGUUUCGGACGAUGUGCACAUUGUCAGUCAUAAGAAACGUUCUUAUAGAGACAGGGAUCGUAAAAUGGACGAAGUAGAGAGGUUGGCAGAAAUGGAGCGACAAAGGAAAAAGAAAGAAUUAUCGAACAAAAUCUUCACCACGAGCGCAGUUGGAAGGCAACGCGAGGUGGAACAAAAAAUGGUAGAAGAAGAAGCAGCCAAACGUAUCGAAGAACUAGUGCAGAAAAGGGUGGAAGAAGAGUUAGAAAAACGUAAGGAAGAGAUAGAAGCCGAAGUACAAAGGAGAGUAGAAGAAGCUAAAAGGGCUAUGGAGCGUCAAAUGAUGGAGGAAAUGGAAUGGAGACAAGCAAAGCUUCGUGAGGAGGAGAAACGAAGAGAGGAGGAAGAGCGGAAGAAGCGCGAGGAACUAGAGAGGAUCAUGGAGGAAAACAACAGAAAAAUAGAAGAAGCUCAGAAGAAACUGGCUGAGGAAAGAUUGGCCAUGGUCGAACAGCAACGUUUGAUGGAAGAGGAAAGGCAGAGAAUGAGAAAAGAACAUGAGAAACGUGUUAAGGAGGAGCAAAAGAAAAUCCUCGGGAAGAACAACUCGAGGCCUAAAUUGUCCUUUACCCUAAAGCCAGUUACGUGAGUCUGUAUCAUUUCGAGCAGUUUUACAUGUGAUUUUUAUACAACUUGUCGAUAUUUGGGAUCAUUUGUAUUCCAAUGGAACAAUUUAAAAGCUGCGCGUACAUAGAGGUACAUCAAUUGAUGCAGCAACAAGAUCCAAAGCUCACGCAAAUCUAUACGAAACGAUCAUCGAAAUUUGGCAACGUUUGAAUUCGUUUGUUCGAUUAUGAUGGUCGAUACACGCGUCACAAUUGAAUAAUUAAUUCUACGCUUUGCCAGGUUUCGAUGUUCGAUACAGAUGGGAUCUUAAUCUUGUUCGAGAGACCAACACCCGUGCCAAAAUACAGACAAGCACCUUCUUCACGCCGGGACAUAAAUAGUACCAGUAUUCAUCCUGACAUAUGUUGAAAAUUAUCUUUCUUUUUUUUUUUUUAAAUACAUACAACGCGUUACCAAGCAGGUAUGCUUGAUCUGUUUCUGGCAGAAAGUGUGGUCUAGUCUAGUUAGGUACGUUUUACAGAUUGCAAAUGCAAUUUUCACGAUACUACCGUUUCUCUGUAAUUGUACUAUACAGAAAAUAAUUUUAUUUCAGUUAGAUAUAUUAAAGAAACACGAAUCGUAUUAAAAGUAUUCGUAUUUCGAGAUCUAUGGCAGUUGGUAACUUUGAGACGGUCAUAUUAUUAACACGACCAAGUAGAUUUUGUAAUUAAACGCAAAUGCAUAAAUGAAUUUUCUACCAAAAUAGAUAGUUAUGAGCAUCUGUAAUACGAAAUACACGAACCAGUUACGAGGCAAUAGUAAACGGAGAACUACUCUCUUUCUUUUGUUUCCUUUUUCUUUUUUAGAAUAUUAACCGAAAAUUAUUACGGAUCGUUCAUACAUUACAGAACUCGUUUGAAUAAGAACAAGAUAAAAUAUUCUUUUUUAAUCGAAACCAAAGUAACAAAUGGUAUAAAAGAAAAUGACACGUUAAAUGGAUCAUUUUGUACGUGUAAAAACGUAUGAAUGCAACCGUGAACGAGUAUGUCUUGUAUGCAAUCGUGUAUAGAUGUGUAUCAAUAUAACGAAAAAAAACACUUGUUCGUAUAGGAUUGUAUACUCGCAACAUUGUUACUUGUAAAAUAAACAUGUUUUUAUUACA
Messenger RNA from Megachile rotundata (alfalfa leafcutting bee), 2102 nucleotides. RefSeq names its product Arginine and glutamate rich 1 (gene Arglu1). Gene Ontology annotation, molecular function: cadherin binding. Gene Ontology annotation, cellular component: mitochondrion; nucleoplasm. NCBI's taxonomy places the organism in Eukaryota, Metazoa, Arthropoda, Insecta, Hymenoptera, Megachilidae. The record is from RefSeq and is a predicted model, not a curated record.